AUGACACCCUGCGACCCCAACGAGAUAUAUCACGCCCGCAACGAGGAAAAGCCACAAGCGGAACAAGAGAUUUCGGGUGGUGCACAGAUUCCGAAUCAUGCAGUCACAUUCGACUCGCCGCACGAUGACCAGAACCCACAGGACUGGGCGUCAUGGAAAAAACUCGUCAUCUCCACAACCGCAUGCACGGGAACCUUGAUCGCAAGUUUCAACAGCGCAAUUUACAACGCAGCUGCCGCAUCCAGCAGCACUGAGUUCAAUGUGGGAAAUAGAGUCACAGCACUAGGAACCAGCCUCUUUGUACUAGGCUUCGCAUCAGGCCCCGUGAUCUGGGCUCCAGGGUCUGAGAUGCUUGGGCGUCGCUGGCCACUUGUACUCGGCGUGUUCGGAUCCUGCGUGUUUACGUUUGGAAGCGGCAUGGCAGAGAAUGUGCAGACGCUCAUUGUGUGCCGGUUCUUUGCGGGCUUGUUUGGUGCAAGCCCUCUGUGCGUUGUUCCUGCUGUGCUGGCAGAUUUGUAUAACAACACGUAUCGGGGUGUGGCGAUAUCGAUGUAUGCGCUGACGGUGUUUGGGGGUCCGUUUCUUGCACCCAUCGUUGGCGAUUUCAUCGUUGCAAGUCACUUAGGGUGGCGCUGGACGCUAUAUCUUCCUGCUAUUCUGGGGCUUGCAAAUUCCUUGUUCCUAUUGCUAUUGUUCCGAGAGACUUUUGCCCCAUUGGUACUGGUGCAGAAGGCGCAGCUAUUGCGGUGGCAGACUGGUGACUGGAAGAUAUAUGCUGAACAAGAGAGACUGAAGCUAGAUGUCCACGCCGUGGUGAAAAAAUACCUUACUCGGCCGCUUUGCAUGCUAGCGACAGAGCCCAUCAUCCUCUUGGUAUCCACGUAUAUGUCGUUCAUAUAUGGAUUGGUUUAUGCGCUUCUAGGGGCAUAUCCAUAUGUAUUUCAGCAUGUCCAUGGGAUGCAGACCGGAGUACGAACUUUGCCAUUUCUCGGAUUACUCAUGGGUGUGGUUUUAGCUCUUAUCUUUAUCCUUGGUCAACACAGGUCGUAUUGUCGCAAGCUGGAGGCAAACAAUGGAAAGACAAUACCAGAGUGGCGGCUUGGACCUGCUAUCCUGGGAGCUGUUGUGUUCACCGUUGGUCUAUUCUCGUUUGCUUGGACAGGCUUUACGAAUGCUGUCCAUUGGAUGGCGCCAACUGCAGCCGGGGUAUUUAUUGGGUUUGGAGUGCUCUGCAUCUUUUUGCCUUGCUUCAAUUAUCUCGUUGAUGCUUUUCUGCCUCUAGCAGCUUCCGCAGUUGCAGCCAACAUUAUGCUCCGUUCAGCUGUUGCAGCUGGUUUCCCUUUGUUCUCUACUCAGAUGUUUGAAAAUCUCGGAAUCCAGUGGGCAGGGAUGCUUCUCGCCUGUCUCGCCACGAUCAUGAUACCAAUCCCGAUAGUUUUCCGAGCAUAUGGACCGACCUUGAGAGCAAAGAGCAAGAUCCUGGUGGAAGCCGCUAGUGAAGUGAUGGUAUGA
This is a messenger RNA of Bipolaris sorokiniana ND90Pr, 1512 nucleotides long. RefSeq lists its product as uncharacterized. The transcript has 4 exons. Gene Ontology annotation, biological process: transmembrane transport. Lineage: Eukaryota; Fungi; Ascomycota; Dothideomycetes; Pleosporales; Pleosporaceae. The coding region runs from base 1 to 1512 and encodes 503 amino acids. The record is from RefSeq and is a predicted model, not a curated record. Gene Ontology annotation, molecular function: transmembrane transporter activity.